AUGAGAGUUCCUUUUGCUACUGUCUUGCUUCCUCUAUUCUUCUCUGUGUCUGCGAAAACCGUUCUCGAUGUCGAACCGAUAUACAUUGGCGAAGUCUUUGAUCCACCUGCGAUGUACUUUCUCGCCUGGACCUCUUCAACUCCAUCCACCUCCAAAGAAGUAGGCGAAUCUACGACAUCCCACACACCGGAAUGGUGUCGAAGCGCCAUCGACAUAUCGAACAGCGCCAACUUCUCCAUUACACAUCCCCAAUUCACAGGGGGAAACCUAACGAACUUGCGAUUCCACAACUAUUUCUCAGAAGAUGCUUAUAUCGAUCGGAACGGAGAGAAAUGGGGCGAAUGUUAUGUUACACCCGAGAGUAAAUAUAUUGGUGGAUGUGGGAAUAGCGACCGAUGGUUUGGAUGGGGAAAAUUGACGUGGAGUUGUUGGCCUGUGAUUGAGGAUGUUAAGCAUCAUCAUAUUAUGCGGUAUGAAGAUGAAGAUGAAGAGAUGGAUAUUGGGACAAUGAGUUUGAGUGUUGGGAGUGGUUAUACUGGAGCUAUGAAACGGUCUGGAAGGAUUCAAGAAACUGGGAAACCGAGGGGUAGUGAAGUGAAGGAAGCGUUUACGGCGGUUAUGACGGGGUCAAAUUAUUGA
Messenger RNA from Sclerotinia borealis F-4128, 639 nucleotides. Lineage: Eukaryota; Fungi; Ascomycota; Leotiomycetes; Helotiales; Sclerotiniaceae. The record is from the annotation of a GenBank genome assembly.